UCCUUCCUUCCUGCCUCCCUCGGACACGUUUUCCGCUAUGGGGCCGAGCUUCGGGGCCUCCCGCUUCUUCUGAGGAUCCCGGAAGCCGCCCCCGCGAUGGAAGAGGACCAGGAGCUGGAGAGGAAGGCAAUUGAAGAACUGCUUAAAGAGGCAAAACGUGGGAAAACAAGAGCAGAGACAAUGGGGCCUAUGGGUUGGAUGAAGUGUCCUCUUGCUGGCACCAAUAAAAGAUUUCUCAUUAACACAAUUAAGAAUACGCUGCCCUCCCAUAAAGAGCAAGACCAGGAGCCAAAAGAAGGCAGUAAGGAGCCGGCAGCGAAAAGCCAGGCCCCGAAAGAAGAAAGCCGCAAGAAGCACCGGUCGCACCCCUACAAGCACAGCCUCUCAGGCCGAGACUCGGUCCGAGCUUCCCCAUCCAGGUCCAGGAAGCGGAGCAGCAGGGAGAAGAGUGACAGGCGCUCCAGCAGGCGAUGAGCCCCAAGAAGAAGCCAGCUAUCACCAGCCACUUGCGCUGUGCUCUCUGCAGCCAGAGCUGUGCAGAGGUUCUGGAGCAAAAGCCCUGACCUGCCCAAACAAACAAAUACAAGUGAUUUUUUUUCUCUUUCUUUUCUUUUUAUUUCUUUUCUCUCCCCCCCCCUUUUUUUUCUUAUAGCGGUUCCUUUGUUGGGACCAGCAGAAAAUGACCCAGAAACUCUUCAAGGAAAUCAGCACAAAGAGCCUUGCUCUGAAAAUGUGUUGGCAAGUUUAAACUACUUUAGCAGCACAGUCUCCAUAUGUAUUAUUUUUAUGCUGUUUUGUUUGAAAGUUAGUUUCAGAAUAAACCUAAAACCUCUUAAGUUUUCAGAGAUUGGCAAAAUUAGUGGGAAUGUUCAUGAUGUGCUGCAAUUGUGGUCAUUUCUCUAAAAUUUCUCAAAAAACAAUAAUAAAAUACUCAUAAAUCCUAUACUUCACUGUUUUGGGUAACAGAUUAAAAAUUUAGAAGUCAUCUGGCCAGUAACCAUAUUUAUGAAAAGUUUUAGUGCUUUCAAGACUAGAAAUUCACCAAGAAACUCUUGAAUAGCUCUGUAUUUGUUUUCAUGUAAGUGAGCAUUGUAGAAAAUUCUUGCAAUGGCUUUGAAUUUAGUGUUCCAUGAUUAUUAAUAACCAGGGGUUUGAAAAUUGUCUCCUUUUGCUUUCUCAAACUUAGAACAAAUUUUCUAUAUUUAGUUUUUUAGAGAAUGUAAGUUUUAAGUGGUGCUUUAACAAGAACCCUUAAACAUUAAAAUUAACAGUAAUUUUUAGUGCUCUACCUUAUUUAGCUGAAGACCUGUGAUACCACUCUUAGGGUAGUUAUUUCAGAAAUCCUGAUUUUAAAUAAAAGUGUGUUUACAAUG
This is a messenger RNA of Sorex fumeus (smoky shrew), 1373 nucleotides long. RefSeq names its product protein POLR1D-like. Bases 97 to 474 code for a protein of 125 amino acids. The record is from RefSeq and is a predicted model, not a curated record. Lineage: Eukaryota; Metazoa; Chordata; Mammalia; Eulipotyphla; Soricidae. The transcript is spliced from 3 exons.